Fraxinus pennsylvanica is the source of this 354-nucleotide messenger RNA. NCBI's taxonomy places the organism in Eukaryota, Viridiplantae, Streptophyta, Magnoliopsida, Lamiales, Oleaceae. The record is from the annotation of a GenBank genome assembly.
AUGGGUUCAAUUCAAAAUAUUGUAUAUUAUUGCUGUGUAUUGAAGGGGGGUCGAGUUUUGUACGCCUAUAAUGGUGCUGACCAUGAAAUUGAGAACUUGGCUGCAUUGUGCUUAGAGAUGACUCCUCCCUAUCACGGAUGGUAUUUUCAGACCAUGAAUAAAAAAACUUUUGGGUUCCUGAUGGAGGAUGGCGAUGUGUAUAUAGUGAAGGAGAAUCUUGGCAACCCAAGAGUUCUUCGGUUUCUAGAAAAUUUGGAGGAUGAAUUUAGGUUGGUGGCCAAAAGAGGUUCGAACAGAAGCAUGUCUAAUCUGAAUUCUGUGUGUUUACAAGAACAAUUGGUGUCGGCUAUAUAA